CAAAAUUUGCCUUCCUCUUCUCCAUCUCCCUCCAAAAAUAACAGAAUGUCUCUCUUUCUUCUGAACCCUCCAUCUCCACCACCCUCUAAACUCCUCAAACUCAAACACAGACACAAACACAAACACUCUCCCUUCUCCACUCCCCCAAUUCCACCACUCCUCCCUCCCAAAAACUCCUCCACCUUCAAACCCCUCAACUCCACACAAAAGCUCCCUUCAAACCCCAAUCCCUCUCUCUCCAAAACCCUCAAUUCCCUCAAACCUUACCUCCUCUCUCAGCACAAACCCAUAUUAUUCGGCUGGCUCUGCAGCCUCAUCUCUGUCUUCUCCCUCUCCAAGCUCGUCCCCAAGCUCUCCCAAUUCUCCUCCACCGUCACCACCACCACCACCACCACCGCCCUCAAGUUGAGAGACCAGGGUUUGGUCUUGGGGGCUUUGCUGUUGGUCCGAUUCGUCGCCAGUUACUGGCAGCAAGCGUUCCUGUGGGACGCUGCUUUGAACGCCGGGUUUCGAAUUAGGUUCCAUGUUUUUGACCGGGUCCUGCAGAGGGACCUUGCGUUUUUUGAAUCUUCAGGUGCUGUUUCGUCUGGAGAUAUCGCGUAUCGGAUCACUGCUGAGGCCGCCGAUGUGGCCGAUACGAUCUACGCUAUUCUCAAUACCAUUGUACCCAGUACUUUGCAAUUGUCCGCAAUGGCAGCACAGAUGUUAAUGAUCAGCCCUGUGCUUUCUUUGAUUUCAGCUAUGGUAAUUCCGUGUAUGGCUCUUUCCAUUGCCUAUCUUGGUGAGAAACUUAGAAAGAUAUCCAAGAGGGCACGUAUGAGCAUUGCUUCCCUCUCAGCCUAUCUAAAUGAGGCCCUUCCAGCAAUUCUAUUUGUGAAAGCAAGCAACUCAGAGCCGUGUGAGAGUGCCCGGUUUAAAAGGCUUGCUCACACUGAUUUAUGUGAACAUUUGAAGAAGAAGAAAAUGAAAGCAUUCAUACCUCAGAUGACACAGAUUAUAUAUUUUGGAGCAUUAUUUAUAUUUUGUGUUGGCUCACUGGUGGUUUCAAGCGGUUCUUUUGAUGGCUGUAGCAUGGUUUCAUUCGUAACAUCAUUGGUUUUUUUAAUUGAGCCAAUUCAGGGUGUGGGAAAGGCAUACAAUGAGUUGAAGCAAGGAGAACCAGCUAUUGAACGCCUGUUUGAGUUGAUGAGGUUCAAGUCUAAGGUCAUUGAGAAAUCAGAUGCCAUUGACUUGUACAAUAUCAUAGGAGAGGUGAAAUUUUGCAAUAUCUCAUUUAGAUAUGGGGACAAUAUGCCCUUUGUUUUGAAUGGAUUGAAUCUCCAUGUCCAAGCUGGAGAGACCAUAGCUCUUGUUGGGCCCUCUGGUGGAGGAAAGACGACCCUUGUAAAAUUGCUUCUCCGGCUUUAUGAUCCUUUAUCUGGUUGCAUACUUAUUGAUAACCAUAACAUACAAGACAUCCGGUUGGAUAGUUUGAGGAGACAUGUCAGCCUGGUUCCUCAGGAUAUAACACUUUUUUCAGGAACGGUUGCUGAAAACAUUGGCUAUAAGGAUCUGUUGUCAAAAAUUGACAUGGAUAGUGUGGAGCAUGCAGCACAAACGGCAAAUGCUGAUGAAUUUAUCAGAAAACUUCCAGAAGGGUACAAAACUAAUAUUGGACCAAGGGGCUCGAUUUUGAGUGGAGGCCAAAAGCAGAGACUAGCACUUGCAAGGGCACUCUAUCAGAACUCCUCUAUAUUGAUACUGGAUGAAGCAACUUCUGCUUUGGAUAGUAGGUCUGAGUUAUUGGUGAGACAAGCCAUGGAGCGCAUAAUGGAAAAUCAUACUGUACUGGUCAUUGCACACCGCAUGGAAACAGUUUUGAUGGCUAAGCGAGUAUUCCUUUUGGAUGAUGGGAAGCUAGAGGAGCUAAAUCGCUCAACGCUUUUGGGUGGUAGUCACCAUGACAAGGUGUUAUCUACUGGGCUUGUGAUCUGAGAACAGUGCAAAAGGUUAUGGACUGACAAUUAAUAAAUGGGUCAUAGGAAGCAGAGUGAAAGUAACAACCCUGAUGAGCUCCAUGGUGGCUGUGAUGCUCUAUGUAUUCAUCCUAAGAAAGAAGCAUGUCUACAGAUGGUUGCAGAAUAGAGCAGGUGCCUGUUUGAGAUGAACAAAUCAAAUCCAAUCCUUUAAGUUUUAACAUCGGCAAUCUCUCCAAUCAAAAAAAAAAAAAAAAAACGGCAAA
Quercus robur (English oak) is the source of this 2221-nucleotide messenger RNA. Its product is annotated as ABC transporter B family member 29, chloroplastic. Gene Ontology annotation, biological process: transmembrane transport. Gene Ontology annotation, molecular function: ATP hydrolysis activity; ATP binding; ABC-type transporter activity. The transcript is spliced from 10 exons. Bases 46 to 1974 code for a protein of 642 amino acids. The record is from RefSeq and is a predicted model, not a curated record. Lineage: Eukaryota; Viridiplantae; Streptophyta; Magnoliopsida; Fagales; Fagaceae. Gene Ontology annotation, cellular component: membrane.